This is a messenger RNA of Phodopus roborovskii (desert hamster), 1229 nucleotides long. It is a transcript of the gene Mtx2, whose product is annotated as metaxin 2. Gene Ontology annotation, cellular component: SAM complex. Gene Ontology annotation, biological process: mitochondrion organization. The transcript has 11 exons. NCBI's taxonomy places the organism in Eukaryota, Metazoa, Chordata, Mammalia, Rodentia, Cricetidae. The coding region runs from base 175 to 963 and encodes 262 amino acids. The record is from RefSeq and is a predicted model, not a curated record.
UCGCGCGGGAGGGCGCCGAGGGCCGCGGAGCGCAGGCGCGCGGUCAGGGCCUCGCAGCCGACAUGUCACUGGUGGCGGAAGCGUUCGUCUCCCAGAUCGCAGCCACAGAACCUUGGCCUGAAAAUGCAACCUUAUAUCAGCAACUGAGAGGGGAGCAAAUUUUGCUUUCUGACAAUGCAGCAUCUCUUGCUGUGCAGGCCUUUGAAGAGAACUAAAUUCUUUCAAACUCUUGCUUCGUUGAAGGCCUUAGUUUCUCCUAGACUUUCCUUCUCAACAAAUGAUUUCUCUUCAUAUUUCACAGUUAAUGCCUUUUUGCAAAUGUGUAAUCUGCCUGUCAAAGUGGUGUGUAGGGCAAAUGCAGAAUAUAUGUCUCCAUCUGGAAAAGUACCUUUUAUUCAUGUGGGAAAUCAAGUAGUGUCAGAACUUGGUCCUAUAGUCCAGUUCGUUAAAGCCAAGGGCCAUUCUCUUAGUGAUGGGUUGGAUGAAGUCCAAAGAGCAGAAAUGAAAGCUUACAUGGAAUUAGUCAACAAUAUGCUGUUGACAGCAGAGUUGUAUCUCCAGUGGUGUGAUGAAGCUACAGUAGGGGAGAUCACUCAUGCUAGAUAUGGAUCUCCUUACCCUUGGCCUUUGAACCACAUUUUGGCCUAUCAGAAGCAGUGGGAAGUGAAGCGGAAGAUGAAAGCUAUUGGGUGGGGUAACAAGACUCUGGACCAGGUCUUAGAAGAUGUAGACCAAUGCUGUCAAGCCCUUUCCCAAAGACUGGGAACACAACCAUACUUCUUCAAUAAGCAACCCACUGAACUUGAUGCUCUGGUGUUUGGCCAUUUGUACACCAUUCUUACCACACAGUUGACCAGUGAUGAACUUUCUGAGAAGGUGAAAAACUAUAGUAACCUCCUUGCUUUCUGUAGAAGAAUUGAACAGCACUAUUUUGAAGAUCGGGGUAAAGGCAGGUUGUCUUAGAAUUGUAUGUCAAUUAGUUAUUAUUUAAAAAAAAAUCUAACUUUUGAAAUAUGUAUUACCUGAACAUUAUAAUAGAUAUUAAUUUCAGAAUUUCAAAACCAAAAACACUUUUUUGAAACCUCAGAAAAUUGCAUAAUAUCAUAUACAUGUUCUUUGUACUGUUAUUUGUGUCCACCUUCAUUUUUGAAUUGUUUGAUUUGUUACAUUGUAUUCUAUAUCUUGAUAUUUUGUUUCUUUAUGAGCAUAUAAAAAUAAAUGUUAAGCAA